AUGCCGUCGGCCACAGCUAGACGGAUGUAUGAGGAUCAAAUACCCUCAUUUAUGUCCAUAUUCGACCCUGAGGCUGAUUCACACAUGGACGAGAGAGAAUUGGUAACAGUGGUAGACCCCAAAUUAAUGGAGAUGGAGUCGUCUUGUGUGUCAGGGCAACUUGUCAAUAGGUUGCCACAACAACAUUUGUUGCGACCAUUACCUGACUCUUCGCACCGUCACCAAGAAAGCACGUCGACUCAAAAUUCCGAAUCCGCAGAUUCUUCCCCCACAACAACUUUAACCACCGAUACUUCUUCACUUUCCGAUCCCUCACCCUCAUCAUCUCCAGACUCACCUGUCAAUUUAAUACCUCUGAAUUCAUUCCCAGCCACCAAUUUCGGAGGCCUAUCAUCCACAAUGGGUCGUUUACCGUCAACGCUAAACAACUUGUCUGUAAAUGAUCUAAGCAAUCGCGAGAGACCAAUGACUUCUCCGUCUCCUAGAAAGAGGAAUAUGAAGGGCUUAUCGAUACAACCGCCUUUCAAUAACCCGCUAACUUCAAACCUGGUAUCCGAACCACCAUCGCCUGUUUUCAUCAAACCCAAGAUUCCAGGAAUGAAGCGAAAGCCUAGCCAGCUCAGUCUCCGAACUGAUUCGACAGGACUGAACAUUCAACCAACAACCCUCGAGGUACCCAGUUCUCCUGCUCUACCCCCACUUGCGCAGCGAAGAUCUCUCAAACACUCAACGUCGUCCCCUCAUAUGCUUUCUGGAUUGAAGUCAUCAACCUUUGGCCCAUCUGGUGGUAUGACUUUCCCUCCAGUCCUUGAGCGUGGUACUUCAGGCUUGUCUGAGAUGUUGCGACCAACCAAACAAGGAUGCCAUGGUCCAGGCUUUGAUACCACCAUUCUCGAAGAGGAUUCGCCUAUCAAGACGCAGCUAGCUAACCGUGCUGCGAUGGAUUUUGAGCCUUUCAUUGAGCCCGAAAACAACGAAGAUCAGAAAUCCCCAGGCUAUCCCGAUGGGCCGAUUGCGAUUUACGAGGACAAUGUCUACCUUUAUUUGGAACCGACCGCCGAGGAAGCGUCAAAAUUUGACGUAGUGAUUAACGUGGCACGUGAAGUGCUUAACCCAUUUGAGGCCGUCGCCAAGAAUAAUCGAUUGGGGAAUCAUAAGGCUCUACAACUAGAGUCACCUAUUCCAGACACCGCCAUGACCAACGACAGUUUUGCAACGGCAUUCGAGUACCCUCCUUCUUCGGACCACAACAUGACGGAGACGCCCACAACUCCGAAGGGUACCUCGUUCUCUGAACCUGAGUACAUUCAUAUGCCGUGGGAGCACAACACGGACAUUGCAACGGAUCUUAUGAUGCUAUGCGAGACAAUUGAGCGUCGAACGAAGGAUGGAAAAAAGGUUCUUGUCCAUUGCCAACAGGGCGCCAGUCGUUCAGCUAGUUUGAUCAUUGCCUAUGGUCUUUAUCAAAACCCUGGUCUGACUGUCAAUGAUGCUUAUUACGCCGCGCAGUCGAAGAGCAGGUGGAUCAGUCCGAAUAUGCGUCUGAUGUAUUGUUUGCAAGACUUCCAAAAGGAAGUAUCUAAGAAGUUGCCUCGAUCCGCAGCAGGACCUCGAAGUGGAAGAAGCCCCACGAAGCAUCGCCUUACCCUUUCUGCAAAUGCCAUUGAGUUCCCAUCGAAGGAACCGUUGACCGCGCCGUUACCUGAUGAUGAGCAGGGAAGUGGUAAUAGUCUCAAGGGAGAUCGCGGCCAGAACCAUUCCCGUGGAAAAUCUUCCCCAAACCUGGGAGCGAUUUCUCCAGGCCCUUCGUCUGCACCAUCAACCUUUUCCUGGUCCGAAAAGGAGGACGAGAAUGAUCCUGGGAAACCUGGACGGUUCAAUUUUGGCAACUCCCUCGAACCACCCAGAUUCUUCGAACCACUACCGGCACCGGCAGUAGUCGAGCCUAGCCGAGCGUUACGCCCUCCGCCUACGCCGUCAUUUUUCAAGCCGCCUCCGUCUCCCGCAUUCUUUCAACCUCCCCCAACACCCGGAUUUGGUCCAAGCCAUUUCGGACAUGGGCCGCAGCAUUUUGGGUUCUCCAGCCUAAAUUUUGGCCAGAGUGGAUUCGGCCCGAGUGGAUUUGGUACGGAAGAGCACGGUGGUGUUGGUGGUGCUGGUGGUGCUAGUGAUGUAGAAGUUGUCCCUGCUUCGCCGGACGAUGAUGCCCUCAUGUCACCAAGAGCCGAAACCAUGACCAACAACCCUUUACACGACUCUUACACGGAGAUGACAGGAUUGAAGUUUGUUGAAUCGCCCCCAACACCCAACGAGGGGCUCUUCUCUCCACGGCAAACGAUGUUUCCAAGGGAUCCAUUUCUCCCUUUUGGGCGACCAUCUCAAGUAGCCGAUCCCAGAAGUCCUCCGACCAAGGGGGAAACUCCUAUUGUUCGAUCAAUCGACGACGUAUUAUGA
Molecule: messenger RNA, 2454 nt
Organism: Hypoxylon fragiforme
Lineage: Eukaryota; Fungi; Ascomycota; Sordariomycetes; Xylariales; Hypoxylaceae
Product: dual specificity phosphatase
Exons: 1
Coding region: 1-2454 (817 amino acids)
Biological process (GO): protein dephosphorylation; negative regulation of MAPK cascade
Cellular component (GO): cytosol; nucleus; cytoplasm
Molecular function (GO): protein tyrosine/threonine phosphatase activity; MAP kinase tyrosine/serine/threonine phosphatase activity
Source: RefSeq, a predicted model, not a curated record